Messenger RNA from Paramisgurnus dabryanus, 3310 nucleotides. RefSeq names its product acid-sensing (proton-gated) ion channel 1a (gene asic1a). The record is from RefSeq and is a predicted model, not a curated record. Gene Ontology annotation, biological process: sodium ion transmembrane transport. NCBI's taxonomy places the organism in Eukaryota, Metazoa, Chordata, Actinopteri, Cypriniformes, Cobitidae. Gene Ontology annotation, cellular component: plasma membrane. Gene Ontology annotation, molecular function: ligand-gated sodium channel activity.
GGUUUCACGCGAAUCACGCCUUCAAAACACACACGCACGCACACACACCCACACACACGCACGCACACACACUCGCAAUCAUUCGGCCAUUAAAGCCUCAGGACCAGAAUUCUGGAGAGAGGACCGUGCGCGUGCUUCACUGCAUUGCUUUUCCCGACCCAUUUUAUUAAAGACAUGGGUUUCCAUCAGUCUGUCGGAUGGAUGGCUGGGAAUGCUGAUAUAUGCAUUAUUGCAGAAGAGGUGUGUUGUGUGGAUAUCUGGCGUCUGUUUUCAUGCUCAGCUUCUUUCUGAAGCGCUUCAGGGAAAGUUUUAUAACUUCCCACCUGUGCCACAUUACAAGAAAGAAAUUUCCGAUGAAGACAUCAGUAAUGGAUCUUAAAGUGGAACAUAUGGACAUUGACUACAAGCACCCGCCUUCUCUGCAGGUGUUUGCACACACCUCGACUCUGCACGGCAUCUCUCACAUUUUCUCCUAUGACAAGAUUACGGCCAAAUGCUGCCUGUGGGUGGUUUUUUUCCUAAGCUCUUUGACUUUCCUGCUGUACGUCUGCAUCGAUCGCAUUCAGUUCUACCUGGAAUACCCCCACGUCACCAAGCUAGACGAAAUCUCCACUCCCGUCAUGGUCUUCCCUGCUGUGACGAUUUGCAAUCUGAACUCCAUCCGCUUCAGCAGAAUCACACGCAAUGACCUGUACCACGCAGGGGAGCUGCUGGCUCUGCUGAACUCGAGAUCUGAGAUUCGUGACGCUCCUCUCGUUGAUGAAAGCGUGAUGGAGGUUCUUAAGAACAAAGCAGAUUUUCGCAUCUUCAAACCACGGCCCUUCAACAUGUGGGAGUUUUAUAACAGAACGGGACAUGACAUCACAGAAAUGCUCAUGUCCUGCCAGUUCAGAGGUGCGCCGUGUCAACCUGAAGACUUCAGUGUGGUUUUUACACGUUAUGGAAAGUGUUACACGUUUAACUCGGGUGAAAUCCGGCCUCCGCUGAUCAGUGUUAAAGGAGGCAUGGGAAACGGACUGGAGAUCAUGCUGGACAUUCAGCAGGAUGAAUAUUUACCUGUGUGGGGAGAGACAGAUUCAUCGUUUGAGGCAGGAAUCAAAGUUCAGAUUCACAGUCAAGAUGAACCUGCGUUCAUCGAUCAGCUGGGGUUUGGUGUUGCACCAGGAUUCCAGACAUUCGUAUCUUGCCAGGAGCAGCGAUUGAUGUAUCUGCCUGCUCCGUGGGGAAGCUGUAAGUCCAGUCCACCGAGCUCAGAUUACUUCAGGGCGUACAGCAUCAGCGCCUGCCGUACGGACUGCGAGACGCGCUACCUGGUGGAAAACUGCAACUGUCGCAUGGUGCAUAUGCCUGGUGAUGCACAGUACUGCACCCCUAUGCAAUAUAAGGAAUGUGCACAUCCUGCACUUGAUUUCCUGGUUAAAACAGACAGCGACUACUGCACAUGCGAGACUCCGUGUAACAUCACUCGCUAUAAUAAAGAGUUGUCUUUCGUCAAGAUCCCCAGCAAAGCAUCGGUCAAAUACCUUGCCAAGAAAUACAGCAAAUCUGAAAAAUAUAUAGCUGAGAACGUUCUGGUUCUGGAUGUGUUCUUUGAAGCUCUAAACUAUGAAACCAUUGAACAAAGGAAGGCCUAUGAGGUGGCAGGUCUGUUGGGUGAUAUUGGAGGACAGAUGGGGCUUUUCAUUGGAGCGAGUAUUCUCACAAUUUUGGAGCUUUUUGACUACCUUUAUGAGGUAAUGAAAUACAGGUUAUGUCGUUGUUCUCACAAGAAGCAUCAGAAUAACAGUAACACUGAUCAUGGGACAGUUCUCGGCCUGGAUGAUGUCAAAUGUCACGUUGGAAAAUUUCAUUAACAUUCCUGCGAUUUUCCAGCUGUUCGCCUGCCACACACACACACAGAUUAUGUUUUGCAUACACCAGAUUUAGCAUGGUUCUGUCUGGAAUCAUACUUUCUUUAACUUUUCUAAAAGUUUGUAAAAUAUUUUGUGGUUUUUCGAACAAGCUGUUUAUGAUGUCGCUUUUAUUGUCGAAACAUGAAUAUGGCUCUUUUGUGUGCCAGGGCAUCAGAUGGAAAUGCAUCAGCCGGCUUGAGGAUUUACUUAAUGUCAGAUAUUAUAUAUUAGCAUCGUAAUGGAUAUGAUAUGGCUGUGAAUGCAAUGUGACAGACAAAUCAUUUCAGAGUGUGAACUAUUGUACAAAUGCCUAUAUAGUAGGUCUUGGAGGCAUCUAUGAUAUGAGCAUGAUAUCAUCAGCCUGUGUCACUUCAGAAAGUCCAACCGUAGAUAUACCCAAUGGAGUGCAUGCAAAGUCUCCAAGACUUUCUGUAUGUAUGCAACAUCACGUUUGUUGCUGAAGGUGGUGUGUUUGUGUGUGCACGUGUAUAGGAGCAUGCAUGUGCGUAUGUGUGUUGUUUGCAUGUUUGUAUAAGUGUCUGUCGGGUGCCAUUCUGUCCUUUGGCUGUGUGGAAGAGAGAAAGCUUGCACAUGCAUGUGUCUGUUUGUAUGAGUGUUUUUGUGCAUGUAUAUAUUACAUGUGAUAUUAAUGGGAAGGAUGGGCAAAGGUUGAACCAACAGGGUGUUGAUUAUUUUUUUCAAGGUAAAGUAUUGUGGUGAUAUAUUAUUAUAAGUCAAAUACCAGCUGAUGGAAUGUAGUGUUUUCUGCAUUUUGUUGUGAAGUUUAUGGCUAUGUUCUUAUGUCUGAUUUAAAUGGGUUCGGCUAUUUUAUAUGCACUGACAGAAAAAAUGUCAAAAUAUGUAUCCCAGCUGUCACGGUAUCCUUUAAAAAGGUCCUAUUUUGUACCAUUAGGUAAAUAUAUGUAUUAAUUUGGUACAAAUGUGCAACUCUGAUACUACUUAAACUUUUUAGGAACAAAUCUGAACUGUUUUAAAGGGUACCCAGUGAGAGUUGGGGUACAUAUUUUGACCAAUGUUUUUUCUGACUGUAUACAAAAGCUGUCACUAGGGUGGUACCUCUUCCAAAAAGUACACCUUUGCACAUUUAGGAGGUAUAUUAGUACCUCAAAGAUGCAAAUCUCUACAUAAAUGUUACAUAUUAUGCCUUUUUGAAAGGGUACCAUUCCAGUAACAGCUUUUUUACUUUUUCUGACAUUGUAGUGUGGUCUUUUUUUCAUUAAAUUCCCAAAUUUAGUUAAUUUAAAAAUAAUUAUUUUUAAAAAAGCAGCAACAUUCAAAUAUGUAAAUUAAAUGUUUAUAAUAUACAUUUCUGUAUUGUUUUGAUGUUUAUCAUGGGGCUGUAGUAAAAUAUGAUUUUUUUUAUAAAUAAACAUGCAUAAGAUUAUGCCUUACAUUGA